GAUGUUGUGGGUAGAUCUGGUGGUAGCAACAACAAAACCUUGAUCAAUUCUGAUGCAAUUUUCUGGCCAUUGGCGUACACACAUGUGCUCGCGUGCGUGCUGCUGCUUCUGGCGAUGUGCGCUCCUCGUUGACUCAUCAUCCAUAUUCUCAACAUGUGGGCAAAAAUGUUGCAAUGUUCAUCGUUCCGUAGUUGGUUUAACCCGCAGAGGAACACGAACCAGAGAACAGGUCGAGUGCGCGGUGCUGCUGGAGGACCAUAACCGAUAUAGGCCGUCCCGAUGCCACGUGGUUCCAAGUUGGUAAAGACAUUGUCAGACAACGGUGAACGCCGAGGGAAGAUAAAGGAAGAAGUACCAGCGGAUGUCGAUGAGCACUCGCCGUAACUUGAAGUCCAUCAUAAGACAAAAGGUACUCGACCAGGCCAGACGAUUCUCACCAGCCAUGUUCCAACGCACACCGUCGUUCCUCAAUCUGACCUACAUUGCGUCACUUUUGUUUUUGACGCUGAUCAUCAUUGACCAGUGCACCGGAAUAUGGCCAUGGUCGAGCGCACUCGGAGAGCUCAGUCACUUUCACGGAAGAAUAGCCCAAAACGAUAUCCUCUGUGCGCAUAGAGUGAUUGGCAAAGGGACCACACUUCCAGCAAACAUUUACUUUGCGACACCGCUGUCAAUCACGGCUUAUUUAGCAGAAGCAUCGAAAUUCCACAAGGAAGGAUUUACGCUUGGGAUCAACAACGGUGGACUGCAGAUGAACUCAGUAGGCUUUGUGAUUCGAGGUUCGGGACCAAUACUACCAUACGCCGUUGAAGUAUCUAUCUAUUGUGCUGUUCCUGUUGAUCCUGCUCCUGAGGUUCCUGUUCAACAGUCUAUAUUAUAAUUUUAAUAAGCUUCACUAAUUCUUUGAAAUAUGUAGCUUUGGCUUAAAUAUUGAUAAACUUAAC
This is a messenger RNA of Armigeres subalbatus, 944 nucleotides long. RefSeq lists its product as uncharacterized. The record is from RefSeq and is a predicted model, not a curated record. Lineage: Eukaryota; Metazoa; Arthropoda; Insecta; Diptera; Culicidae. Bases 362 to 880 code for a protein of 172 amino acids. The transcript has 3 exons.